Molecule: messenger RNA, 1361 nt
Organism: Osmia lignaria (orchard mason bee)
Lineage: Eukaryota; Metazoa; Arthropoda; Insecta; Hymenoptera; Megachilidae
Product: cilia- and flagella-associated protein 20
Source: RefSeq, a predicted model, not a curated record
AUGAUAUCGUGAAAAUAUUUUAACCUUUGUCAUUUCGAUUUGACGAGAAACGUGCCAUGUUUCGUAACAAAUACCAGCAAGGACUUUUGUCCAUUUUGUACAGCUGCGGUGCGACCCCCUUGGAAUUAUGGGACAUGCACGUAAAAAAUGGUUACAUUCGAAGGGUCACAGACGAAGAAGUAAAAUCAUUGGCUCUAGAGAUAGCUGGUACAAAUGUCACCACAACCUACAUAUUCUGUCCAAAGGAGGCGAAACAGGUUCUUGGUAUCAAGCUUCCUUUUCUUAUCAUGAUCAUCAAGAAUAUGAAGAAAUACUUCACGUUCGAGAUUACAAUAUUGGACGACAAAAACAUGCACAGAAGGUUCCGAAUGAGUAAUUUUCAAAGCACCACUCGAGUUCGACCCUUCUGCACAUCGAUGCCGAUCGGUUUGUCCGGAGGGUGGAAUCAGGUUCAAUUUAAUCUGUCAGACUUCACACGAAGAGCGUACGGCACUAAUUACAUUGAGACCACACGCGUACAAAUACACGCAAACUGCAGGAUCCGACGUAUUUACUUUGCGGACAGACUUUAUUCGGAAGACGAGUUGCCGGAAGAUUUUAGGCUUUUCUUGCCUAUUCAUCGGAAGAAAUGUGUCCGCGAAAAGAAGGUGGAGAAACCGAAGGACAAAGAUCUAGAAAAAGUAGAAGUUGUGGAACCACCAGCUUUCGAAACGGCUGGCAUGCCUGAAGAUGAUGAAGAAGGUGAGAAAGGUUUGCCAGAAGAAUCGGAAGCCGAAUCCGAAGAUGUUCCCUCGGAACAGGAACAGAAGAAAGAUCAACCCGAAGAGAAAGACGAUGAAGACGAAGAGGAGGACGAAGGUGAAGCUUUGGGAGCAGAUGAUUACGAAGGUGAAGAUGAAGAACCUGCCGAAGAUGAUAUCGAAAUACAUGCAACUGCUGAUUUAACUUCUCCCGAAGAUGCCUCAGAAGAGGAAUCCGAAGAAGAGUAUGAAAUUCGACAGCAGAUGUGAUUUUGUAUAAUUACGAUCUUCGCGUAGCGUAAAAUAAUGAUUAAAUAAAUUUUCUUGUAAAAGAAUUGAAGCUUAAUGAACUUAAAAUGAAAUUUAUUCAAAAUAUUCAUUAUUAUUCAGCGUCUAUUAUGAUCAGAAAAAGUACUAUGUACAAAACAUAUUAAUUGAAACAUAAAAACGUAUUAAUUACGUAUACUUUAUACAACACUUUCUAUUACGAAAUAUAACAAUCGUUUGAAAUUUAAUUGUAAUUAUAGGUGCUGAUAUUUCAAAUUAUUAAGCACCAUUGGAAGGUAUAAAUUAAAGAGGUCGUUCGACGUUUUUUUCAUACAAUAAAAGCAUAAAAUAAAA